Amoebophrya sp. A120 is the source of this 2461-nucleotide messenger RNA. NCBI's taxonomy places the organism in Eukaryota, Dinophyceae, Syndiniales, Amoebophryaceae. The record is from the annotation of a GenBank genome assembly.
AGCACCCAUCCGAAAGCAAGUUGUGCAACCGAUAUACCCACCCCAAACAGAAACUUUACUGUACUGCUUUUCGUCCUUCUUUCGAAUCCAUCACAGUUUCCUCUCGCGCUCCAGAAAUAAACAACAAGAUGGCGACUGAGGAGGCUCCCGUGAAGAUCAGCCCCAAGUACGUGAUUAAGCCGGCGAAAGACGUCGAGCCAGCCGAGGUGUUUUGCUGCAAAUUUUCCCCGGACGACCAGAACCUGGCGGUGUCCUACGCCGAUGGCACCAUCCGGGUUUUCAACGCGGAAACGGGCAGUGAGGAAUUCACGCUGAACAACCGGAAAGAGGAAGAAUUCGCGAGCGAAGACGGCGGCGAGGGGGAGGAUGACGCGCUUAUACGGGCGUACUUUCUAAAAUUGCAUCAUUGUUGCUCCUCGUCGACCUGUGUACCGUCGCAUUGCUGUGUGCACGAAAAAAUGAAUGUCAUGAGGAAAAAGUAUAAGCAUGAACAUGAUCUCCAUAGUAUGGGACAAAGUCUACUAUUUCUCAAAAAUCACUAUCAGGAUGAAGCCCCCAUGCUUCCCAACCACCCAAGUGCGAUGGCGGCCAUCCGGGUCGGAAAGUCGAACGAAAAAUGUGUUGAUCUCGGUGAACGCAGAAAACGACGGCGAAGUGCAGCACUGGCACAUAAAGAGCGGAAAGUGCCUGCACACAAUCGAAGAGAAGGGUAGAAAAACUUUCAAAAUACUUGUUUCGCACAGUACGAAUAUAGAAAAUCUCGAUCAACAGGAUCUUUUCGAAUAGCAUAUCUGCAUGAUGCUACGUUUUCAAAUAAAGAAAGAUCCGUAUCAUGAUCGCAAACGACUGUCCACACCAGAUAACCAAAUCUUCUGCCUGGACUACUAUCACACGGGCGCGCUUUUCGCCACCGCUGGAAGGGACUACAAGGUUCGCGUGUACGACGAGGCCACGAAGCGGCUAACGACCACGCUGGAGGGCGGAGAUUUCCAGAAAACCGCCGGACACUCAAAUCGAGUCUUCAGUGUAAAGUUCCAUCCGUCAAACCCAAAUCUCAUCGUGUCAGCGGGAUGGGACAACACGGUAUGCAAACAGUUUGGGGCUUGAUUUGCACCACGCUUGACCCAUGGAUGCAUGGAGAUCCAUCUUGUACUUGCGUGAUGAGUUAUCAGAUUCGAAUUUGCAUCAGUUGGCGUUUCAGUUCAAGAUCUCCACACAACUAAAAUAAAGGUCCAAGUCUGGGACACGCGGAAAGGGCAAAGUAUUCGGAGUAUCUACGGGGCCUACAUUUGCGGGGACGCUGUGGAUUUGAAUCACGACGGGUCGGAAAUUUUGACGGCUUCCUACAGAACAACGGUACAGAGAAGUUUUUUCGUUCUAGUCUUUCGGUUUUCUUUGCAGGUCGAAGAACACACGACAUCAUAGUGCAGUGGUUUACAGUGACCAUGGAAAACAAGAAAGACCAGUAAAAGUCUACUGUAUCUAGCAUCUGUAGCGCACAUCACCUGUACUGCAUCUGCUUUGCUGCAUCACGGAACAAAGUUUACUCCAACAACCUCAGGAUACGCUUCAAGUGUGGGACUUCGGCACGGGUAGCUUGAAGCAGACCAUUCCGUGGCGACCACCAGGCCAUCUGAGUAGCGCCGAGUGCAUGGCGUUCGCAGCGCAAUACUCGCAGCCGGACUCAAGGUAUCAGACCUCUAAUAUCUAACGUUGUUUCUUGGGUGUACAGAAUUUCUUAUUGCAUUUUAUGGCAUCUCUCUUGCCGAGCUUGCAACAGCUUCUGGCUUUGACAUGUCUCACCGAACGACAGGUACAUCGUCGCGGGUGGGUCGCAAAACAACGAGGCAAAGGUGUUUGACGCCAAGACCUACAACUGCUUGGGCGUCGUGUCGACACCUAAGCCGGUGUUCACUGUGGAUUUCAACUCCAAGUGCAACGCGUUCGUGAUCGGAUCCGCAGACGGCUGCGUGCGCGUGCUCAACAUGCCCAAGUUUCACUGAGCAAGUUCUUGCUGAGAAUAAGCAUAAUUUCUCUCAUGAUCUCGCAGUUCUUCGCUGAUACUGUAAGUACUUACCUCCUUGCACCCGUGUAAGAAAGAGAAAGAAUCAAAAGCUCUAUUGUUCCCGGCGACAGUGACCGGAACCUGACGAUGAAAAUAGCGACUCUUUAGAAUUGCUACCUUCGAGAAUGAAACCCACUUGUACUUGGAGUACGACGAGAAAAGUUAUCUUACUAGUAGAAUGUUGAUCUUGAUGCAUCAACUUGAACGUUUUUGCGCAGGUUUUUCUUGAAAAAACGAGUACCAAGGUGGCACACGAGAAACCUUGACAACGCGAGCAAAGAUUCUGAAUAGAAACAGAAUAUGCGGAGUUGCUCCCGAAAAGCUUCAGAAUACAUCAUGGCUACCAUCGAUAGGAACAAAACUGAUCUGGUUUCCUCCGUGAAAAAUCAAUCCCAC